This is a messenger RNA of Lingula anatina, 859 nucleotides long. RefSeq lists its product as uncharacterized. NCBI's taxonomy places the organism in Eukaryota, Metazoa, Brachiopoda, Lingulata, Lingulida, Lingulidae. Gene Ontology annotation, biological process: regulation of transcription by RNA polymerase II; signal transduction. The record is from RefSeq and is a predicted model, not a curated record. Gene Ontology annotation, cellular component: nucleus. Gene Ontology annotation, molecular function: RNA polymerase II-specific DNA-binding transcription factor binding.
GGAAAUACCAUUCGUCAUCCUGAAUGUCAGGAAGGUGAGAGGAAGAUUCAUGACAAUGAAAUCUCUCUGCGAGGCUGCAAGAAAUGGUGAUAUCAACACAGGGAGGGGUCUGUUAGAGACUGGAGUGUUUGAUGUGAACCAGACAUAUUUUGGUCGUGCACCUCUUCAUUACGCUGCUGAUGGUGGUCACAGCGAUGUAGCAGCUCUACUCAUUCAGCACGGAGCUGAUCCCUGCAGUACAGACAGCGAUGGUGAUACACCUCUUCAUGCGGCUGCUCUGCAUGGUCACAGCGAUGUAGCAGCUCUACUCAUUCAGCACGGAGCUGAUCCCUGCAGUACAGACAUGUUUGGUCGUACACCUCUUCAUGUGGCUGCUAUGCAUGGUUACAAGGAUGUAGCAGCUCUACUCAUUCAGCACGGGGCUGAUCCCUGCAGUACAGACAGCUUUGGUCGUACACCUCUUCGUGUGGCUGCUAAACAUGGUCACAAGGAUGUAGCAGCUCUACUCAUUCAGCACGGGGCUGAUCCCUGCAGUACAGACAGCGAUUGUGGGACACCUCUUCAUUCGGCUGCUCUGCAUGGUCACAGCGAUAUAGCAGCUCUACUCAUUCAGCACGGAGCUGAUCCCUUCAGUACAGACAAGUAUGGUCGUACACCUGUUCGUUACGCUGCUACGCAUGGUCACAGCGAUGUAGCAGCUGUACUCAUUCAGCACGGAGCUGAUCCCUGCAGUACAGACAGCGAUGGUUGUACACCUCUUCAUGAGGCUGCAUUUAAAGGUUACAGCGAUGUAGCAGCUGUACUCAUUCAGCACGGAGCUGAUCCCUGCAGUACAGACAAGGUAUGUAUAUGUAUUUGA